This is a messenger RNA of Chilo suppressalis (striped riceborer), 3057 nucleotides long. The record is from the annotation of a GenBank genome assembly. NCBI's taxonomy places the organism in Eukaryota, Metazoa, Arthropoda, Insecta, Lepidoptera, Crambidae.
UGACAUUCGAACGCGACGAUCGAAUAUUAUCAUGAUUAACAUCGGCAAAGGCAUAUCCUUGAGUGAGUCCGAGUGUUGUCGCAUAAUAUUGACUUAUUAAUUAAUAAACAAGUGCUCGUGCUAAAUGCAACUGUUUUAUGCAUUUUCCUGUGGCGUAGGUCGCGGUGUUUACUCUGUUUACGUGUAGGUUGUGAUUAUGGCGGUCUGGUCUCAGUGUUGAACCAGUGGGUGUUUUAUUUCUAAAAAACAAGCUCACGAUUGGCCGAAGAUGGAUCGGACAAUGUAUGGCAAGGUGCUGCCAGGCACUUAUUAUCCAUUCCGCUGUGCUAUGAAGGAGAACGGAAUAUCGCCCGGCUAUGCCUUGCUUGCGGACCUGCAGAACUCCAUCAACCCUGGCGCCCGCGUGGGCAGCCCCAUUGGCCGCACCGGCUCACCCAUCGGUCGCACCGGCUCCCCGGGGCGGGCGGUGUCGCCGGGCCGCGGCGCCUCGCCCGGCCGGCUGAGCUCGCCCGGCGGCAGCCUGUCCUCACCCACGUCUACGGGAUACGGCUCCAUCAAUGGAUCCAGAAAUAUCAGCUCAGACUACAAUAAGCCUGGUUCGCCCACAUACCAGAACACAAACUCGAUGGAAAGAACAAUACCAGUGAAAACUUACACCGGCAGCCAGGCUAGCUACGGUGGCCAUACGCCCUCCUACAACACCGGACAGUCCGGGUACGGCCGGACGACCGGAGGACGCGGCAACUUGUCCGAGCUGGACACUUUGCUAGACGACCUGAGCAACGCCCGAUACGGCAACUAUAUGGACAAGACAACGUACAACGAACGGACCGCGACGGAUGGGUACGCGCGCACCAAUGGAGCAACUAGUCCAGCUUCUUCCAGGCCUACGGUCGACUCCUUGCUGGACCAGCUUAGCACUGAUGUCACCAAUGGUCGGGCAUCGACGUCCCCCGUUCCUCCGUCGUCAGGCACGCUCCCCCGACCAGGCACCAGGCAAGUGACGGUGACGGUGCAAGAGACGGUGGUGGAACCGUCGCUGCCGCAGCCGCCGCCUCCGCUGCAGCCACCCGCGUCCGUGGCGCGCCAUCACCACGCCUCCAGCGCCACCAAGGAGCUGGACGACCUGAUGGCUUCCCUCUCGGACUUCAAGGUUAGCGGCGCAGGAGGCGAGGGCGGAACACACGUGUACCGCGAGAGGCACGCGUGGCAGGAACAUUACCGCAGCAACCCCAGACAACCAGAGCCAGCCUCACUCGAGCAUAUGCUCGGAUCCCUCCGAGCAGACAUGAGCCGCCAAGGAGUCCAAACCCCCCAGAAGGGGUGCUGCAACGCCUGCGAAAAGCCCAUCGUCGGACAGGUGAUAACCGCGUUGGGUCGCACCUGGCAUCCCGAGCACUUCACUUGCGCGCACUGCAAUCAGGAGUUGGGCACGAGGAACUUCUUCGAGCGCGAUGGCAGACCCUACUGCGAGCCAGACUACCACAACUUGUUCUCGCCCAGAUGCGCCUACUGCAACGGACCCAUCCUGGAUAAAUGCGUGACGGCCCUCGAGAAGACCUGGCACACGGAACACUUCUUCUGUGCCCAGUGCGGCCAACAGUUCGGCGAGGACGGCUUCCACGAAAGGGAUGGCAAGCCGUACUGUCGCGCUGAUUACUUCGAUAUGUUCGCUCCCAAAUGCGGCGGUUGCAAUAAGCCCAUCAUGGAGAACUAUAUCUCAGCGCUCAACACACAGUGGCAUCCAGAUUGCUUCGUCUGCAAGGAAUGCCAAACCGCCGUCAAAGGCAAAUCGUUCUAUGCCAUGGAAGGGAAACCCGUAUGCCCGAAAUGCGUUGGAGUCGAUGAAGACGAGUAAGGGAUGAUGCUACUGCCCCAAAAUGGAUGCCCUCCCCAAAUAUUUUUUUGCAGCUAUGCUCGCCGCCCCGGCGUUGGAAUGAAUGUACACAACACACAGAUGCUAUUCGAACACACAAACACACAAAACACUAUACAUACACGAGUCCAAGUAUAGCUUAAUUUAUAGGAAUUAAAUUAUGUAAUAUAUUUUUGUAAUAUUAUUGUAAAGCUAAGAUUUAUUUAUAAUAAAGAGAACAAAAUAAAAAAAAUAAAGAAUAAAAAUAAUUUAAAAAAAUCAAUAACAAAAACAAUAAUGAAAUAAAAGUCGCGGGAGAAAGAUGGCGGUGCCGUUUCUCCCGCGGCUGUCUGUCAAGGUCACGUGCGUACGCGCACGGCAAUGACCUUUUAUCAAUUGUUAUGUCGAACGAAGUAGGGCGAUGUCGAAAAAUGCCGCUAAACUGCAGCUAGGAAGGGGGUCAAGUGCUGCCCGGAUAGGGUUUCCCGUGAAGUGUGUCUCUAUUAAUAGUGUCGCUGGUGACGUCACGCCGGCGUCUCUGCAGCCACACCGGCUGCGUAAAUCAGGCCGCUUUGUUUAUGGGCCAUCGGAUCAAACGCUAUUUUUGACCGCGCUCUAAUUAUAAAUCGGUCGUUAGGCGACAAAUAUAACGGGCUUUCCCCACAACACGAAGAAAGCUUCGUUUCUAAUUAAAUUAAUAGGUCCUUUAAAGAAAUGACACAAUAUUACUCUGAAAAGACGAAAAACUUGACAUCAUAUUUGCAAUGUUGUUAGAAACUUUACGCUACGACGCACAAGCGAUCACAACGAGCACAGAUGAGCGGGAAAUAUGUAUGUAUACUGAAAAAGCGACGGAUAUAUGGCCCCAGGCCAAGCACAUUAUUAUGACAUACUCACAAGUACACAGAAUGUACAAAUUGUUCAUUACCCCAACUAGGCAGAGGAAUGACUAAUAUUCAGUAAAUAAUAUUCAGCGUUUGAAUAUUUAUGAAUAUUAUAUGCGUUAUCGUAGCAUAGGAAUAACAAACACACAAUCAACAAGAAAACACAAAACGAAAUUCUUUGGAUUUUUAAUACCUUCCUCUUAGGGACGUAUAUUUUUACCCUUGAGCCAGGGGGCAAAAUGAAAAAGUGCAAAUAGUAAUUGGCCCGGUUAGCCAUAUUUUAAAAUACACCCCUGCUUCGUCUACGAACAUGAUAUU